CUCUUCUCGGUGAUGGCCAUGGCGUGCCCACGCUCAUAGUGCGUUUCGUCGCGAAGUGCUGCUGCUGGUUGUCGCUGCCGCUGCAUUGUCCUGGAGCUUUGUGACCUGAUCUGGAAGCGUUCGAAUCCAGUUAUCAUGUUUUGGCAAUUUUUGAUGUAGGUUCGAGGGUCCUCAUGCGAGACUUAUUUUUUGAAAAGUAACCGUUAUUGCGCUUGCGGCAGGAACAAGUAAUGUCUCCUUUUGGUGCGGGAGUGGUUUAGGAACAGCUUCAGAGCUAUUGAUCCCUGAAGUAUGCCGCUUCUGUUAUUAAUCGCGCGAGCUCAAGAUAAAAUCAAUAGACGUUUACAUCUGGUUUUAAUCGCUGGCGAUUGUCAUGAGGCGUGUGGGCGCAUAACAGGGUAGAGCAGGGAUUAACACAUACUUCUCUCACAUUGGUAGCUCGGAGCUGCAUUCUUAGAAAAUGGCGCAGCAUAGCCUGCGAGGUUGGCAAAUAGAAAAACCUGCAUUUGCAAACCAGUGAAAUUGGAUGAAGUGAGCUCUUAUCGCGACGGAGAAGCGACGUACAAUUUAUGGUUUAUUUCUGCGAAGGUGGAAGCAGGAGUUUAAGCACUCUAAGGUCUUUGUGGGUUUUCAGCGAAUAGUGCAAUAUCCAGUGGGCAAACUGAACACAAGCAUCAUCCAGACUUUUGAGGGUUUUUUAGAAAUGAAAUCAGGUAGAAAUUCGAAUAUUAAGGUUUGAAGUGAUAGCGCAGCUGCAUUGCACUUCAAGGAAACCUCGCGGGCAUGACGUGUAUUCAGAUAACACCACUGCCUACCUGGAGUUCAACUUCUAUUAGUUAGGUAUGAACCUUGAUGUGUAGGAGACAGCGCUGGACGGGGCGUUCGUGGAGUAACAUUAGGCUGGAGUAGUCCACGCAGACAAACCUUGGAAGCAAGUGAGGAGAGUCACGAGUUCUUAGACAAUGGCGCCAGUGUUCGUUAUCCCGACUGCUCUACGGGACUUGGAGUCACCUGGAGAAAAUGGGGAGCGUCUCUGCGCGCAAGAGUUCACGGAUGUUGAGAAUUUUUCUGCUGGCGAGAUCAAUGAUCUUGUGAAAGGAGUGGCGUAUGCGCUGGCUGAGAAGGAGGUGUGCUGUAUUGAGGAGCAGUACAUAUUUGAUCAAGUUUACUCCCUUGUCAGGGGAUUUUCUUCCUUAGAUUCAUCCGCCAGAGGGAGCUUGGUCGAGAGCCUAUGUUCCAACUUUGCAGUGCUUAACCCUUCAAUUACGGCGCUUUCAUAUGCUUCGAAUGAAUCAAGCGAGGAUGCUGCGUAUAUGCUGCAGCAGAUGCAAUCGCACCGGAAUGCUCUCAAGAUCUACACUUACUUCUUGCACUCCAUUCUCGUUGUGGAGGAAGCUGCAGAGGUGGAGUCGGUGGCGAAACCUCCUCCAAAGGGUAAGAAGUCACAGCCUCGAAGAGCACAUGUACCUGCUAAGUGGAACUGGGAUGUCCACAGGAUGCGCAUUGUUCGCCUUCUUGCCACUGCAUUGCAAUUAGAUUUGCGACAGCUUUACUCAAUGGCACAACCUGAGGACGAUUUGAUCGCCUUUUUUUCCAAAGCUGCUUUUUCACUGCUGGAGAAACCAGCGUACGUGAAGGAGAAGGAUUUAAAAGAUGCCUUGUGCAACAUCGUUGCAGCCUGUGCAGCCAAAUAUGAUUAUGUCGUACCUGUUACUUCUACUAUCUUGAAUCUUCUCCACAAGCAUGAGCAUUUAUCAGUUUAUCUCGCAGAGGUCGUUGCCCUUGCCGAGGAAAAGUAUCACAAUAGUAGUCUGCCUGUAGCUGUUUUAAGAGAAAUCGGACACAUUGAUCCUGAUGACUUCAAGCGCGAUAACUCUGGAGCAGAUAGUGUAAGCUCUUUCUUAGUGGCAAUGGCAGAGCGGUUGCCUAAGCUCAUGACCGUGAACCUUAGUAUCAUCACUCCGCAUCUAGACGGCGAAUCUUAUAAAAUGCGCAAUGGUAUUGUGCAAGUGAUUGGUACACUGAUCAUUAAGGCCUCCAAAGACCCUUCUGUGGAUGCCGUUGGAGAUGAGAUGGCCCGUCUCCGCAGCAAGCAGGGAAUGGUUGAUAUUCUCUUGGAGCGUGCUAGAGACAAAAGUUCCUACACUCGUAGUAAAGUCUUACAAACUUGGGCCAACCUUUGCGUGGAGAGUGCUGUUUCUAUUGGUCACUGGAAUCUGGUCGCCCAUGUUGCUGCUGGGAGGUUGGAAGAUAAAGGGGCUAUUGUGAGAAAGAGUGCACUUCAGUUGUUGACUACUUUACUCCAAUUCAAUCCCUUCGGUCCUAGUCUUCGAAUUGGCCCCUUCGAAGCUACACUUCAGCAGUACAAGGAAAAAUUAAAAGAAAUGGAACUGGCAUCCUCAACUGCGAAUGAGGCGGAAACUCACUUGGCUGAGGCAGAAGGCGGUUUGGACGGGAAAGUCCUUUCAGAAGAAGGGACUGCGGAUCCGGUUGAAAGCACCCCUGGCACGCAAUAUGUUGACUCAUCUCAGGUCGAGCCUUAUGCCCCUACUCCAGCAGAUAUUGGGGGACUCGAACAAACCAGAACACUCGUGGCUUCCCUUGAGUCGGGGUUGCAGUUCACUCGAUGUAUUGCAGGAGUUAUGGAUGUGCUUAAGCAGCUCCUUGCUUCGUCAUCUUCAGACGAUGUUAAGCAUGCAAUAACUCUCCUAAUACUAGCUCGCCAGUUUGAAAUUGAUGGUGCUGAAGAGAGUCUACGCACGAUGCUGCCUCUUGUCUUCUCUCAGGAGAAGAGUGUUUACGAAGCUGUUGAGGGAGCUUUCACCAGCCUCUAUAUGAAGCGAAGUCCAUCUGAAACAGCUCUGAAUCUGAUAACCCUUACGCUGGACGCAAGCAUCGGGGAUCUGGCUUCAAUUGAAGCGCUUGUAAGCAAGUUCACAACGAAAGGAGACAUCUCUCAUGGCACGGUGGCCGCCCUCUGGAACUGCUUCACGUUCAAUGCUCCUGAUAUUACACCACAGAAAAGCCGAGGCGCUCUAGUUAUUUUGUGCAUGGCCGCCAAGUCACAACCUCGUAUAAUUAACUCUCAUCUUCAAAGUGUGAUGGAUAUUGGACUGGGUCGACGUGCCAGAGAAGACCCUCUACUUGCAAGAUAUGCGUGCAUUGCGCUUCAGCGUCUUUCUGAUGAUGAUAGGGUUGGCCUUGGAUAUAAUCACAAGAUCUUCAGCAUCUUAUCCAGUUUGAUCAUAGGACCAGGUUUACCUGAGGAGGGCUGGUACUCCGCUGCAGAGCAAGCCAUUAAUGCAAUUUAUUAUCUUCAUCCCACUCCAGAGAAGUUCUGCUCAGGACUACUCUUUAAGUUCUGUAAGUCUGUGUUCGGUUCAAUCGAAAAGAAGCCAGAUGAAUCUUCGUCUCUUGAAGAUCCAACGACCUCCGAGGACAGAGUUUCUGGGAUUCCUGCAAGAGUGGAGUCGGAUAGACUUGGACCGAAGGCUUCUACCCUUAGCCGUUUCUUAUUCGUGUUGGCGCAUAUCGCUCUAAAGCACCUUGUUUAUGUUGAGUCCUGUGUUCGUAAAGUUCGAAAGGUAAGGGCUGACAAAGAGAAGGCCGCAGCAGAUGCGGCGGCUGAUUUGCAAGCUAGUGGCGACCUAAGUGCCUCUCAGGAAGCCAGUAUUAAAUCCAAGGUUGAGAGCAUCGAUGCGGAAUUGGGAUUAGCAGCUUCGGAAGAUGCGAGACUAGAUUCUCUAAUGGAGAAAACUGAAUUUGAGAUAAUUUCUGGUGAAAGCAAUCGAAAGUUUCUCAUUGGUGCUAUGGCUCCCAUUGUUGCCAAAAUUUGCCGUAAUUCGAGCCUCAUGCAGCAGUAUCCACGAUUGCGUACCUCGGCCAUGCUUGCUCUUUGCAAGCUCAUGGCUAUUAACGCAGAUUUCUGUGAUCAAAACUUACAACUACUCUUCACAGUGGCUCAAAGCUCAGGGGAAGCAGCAGUGCGCUCAAAUUGUAUUAUUGCCCUGGGCGAUUUGGCAUUUCGCUUUCCUAACGUUUUGGAGCCGUGGACUGAGCACAUGUAUUCUCGCCUGAAUGACAAAGAUCGAAAAGUUCGAAAAAAUGCAGUACUUGUUUUGACUCAUCUAAUCCUCAAUGACAUGGUCAAGGUGAAAGGGCACAUAAGCGAGAUGGUUUUGCGAUUGGAGGAUGAAGAUGAACGCAUUCAAAAUCUUGUGAAGCUCUUUUUUCAUGAGCUUUCGAACAAGGGAAAUAACCCCAUCUAUAAUUUGCUACCGGAAAUUCUCAGCCGACUUUCAAGUCAGAUGGAACUUCCGCAAGAGACAUUUCGCAAUGUCAUGCAGUUUCUUAUCAAUGCAAUCACUAAGGACAAGCAAAAGGAGGGGCUUUUUGAGAAAUUCUGCCAUCGUUUUCCCGGGACCUCCGAUGCGAAGCAAUGGAAGGACCUAUCUUAUUGCAUGUCGCAGCUCACAUACACGGACAAGAGCUUGAAGAGGAUGAUUGAACUAUUUCCGAAAUACCAGAACGCUCUUGGCGAAGAGGAGGUUGUUGAACACUUCAAAAGCAUUAUCGCCAAGGCAAAGAAAUUCGCAAAGCCAGAAGUAAAGGCACUUGCGGAUGACUUCGAAUUAAGAAUCUCCACUUUUCAUGAAGAGAGGAAGGAGCAUGACCUGGCUGUGCAGAAUGCUCAGGCUCACCAGAGCAAAUCUUAUGUUCGUACAGAUAAUCCUCAUGCUCAAGAUAGUGGUCUGAUUGGUGACCAAGACUGCGAAGAGGAAACUGAAGUGAAAAAUAUACGGACGCGUCGAGCGACAGCGCCAACAAACAAUUAUGAUGACAAAAGUGAGGACGACGUCACCACAGACGACGACAUUGAUGAAAAUCAAGAGUUAGAUUCUGUAGCUAAGGUAGUCAGAAGGAGGUCAUUGGAGACCCGUUCUGUGCUGGAUGUCGGAAGGAACGGCGAAGAGGCUCAGUCCUCAAGUGGCAGUGAAAUGUCAAUUGGUGCUGCAAGUGCAAGUGAUGAGGUUGGAAAUGGAAUUCAAAUCCAACAGGCUUCAAAUGGGGCUAACCUGCAACGUCCUGAGCGCAAGAGAUCAUCUAGAACCAGGAGUUCUCGCGAUGCACUUGAAGACAGCACCGAGGUUAACAACACAUACGAACCCAUCAACACAGAAGACCAUCGAUCACAGAAUUUGACUAAUACAGAGAAUUACCGUUCUCAAAAAUAUAUUGACACAGAAGAGUAUAGAUCUCAGCAAGAGCAUGACUCUUCCACCGACUCUGGUCUGUCUCAGGCCUCCCAGAAAUUAAGAGCGAGGCCGAAGAUGAAGACUCGCAGAGCUCAACGACUUCAAGAAAGUGAUGAAGAGGAAAGAGAGGAGUUGGUGCAACAAUCAGAAGAUUCAAAUACCCAGAUGCCUGAACCUCGUUUUAGAAGACUAGUACGCAAACAACAGGUGGAAAGCGAUGACGAUCAGGCUCAGCUAACUCAACAGACCGCUGAGACUGCCAUGGAAAUCUUGAAGCCUGUCGUUACUAGAAAGACUUGGAAACAGUCUGCGCAAGCCUCAGAAGCUGACGACUCAGAGAACAACUCACAAGACUCACGCGCACGUUCCACAAGGUCGCAACAUCAGAGUGUCGCAUCAAAGAAGCCCCAAACAACGAGGAGGAGACGGUCUCCUUUGGAAGAGCUUAGCUGAUUGAAAUUUCCACUUCACUUCAAUCACAGACCUGAUAGUUUGCGUAGCAAGUAUGUCGAGAUUAUAAGCAGUAGGAUUUCAUCUGUAAUUGUAGUCAGCGUUUGAGAAUUUUCUUUUGUUGAUUGCUUUCAAUUGCAGUUAGUGUGCUUUCCCGUGAUUAUUGGGAUAGGAUGGAUAGCAUACGCCAUUCAUGUAGUUUCUGCGACUCCUUGUCGCUUCUAUGUUUGUACACUAAUUUCCCUGCUCUGUACAGCACGGUUGGUUUAUCAACCUCAAAAGCACGUGUUCACUCGA
Messenger RNA from Physcomitrium patens, 6002 nucleotides. NCBI's taxonomy places the organism in Eukaryota, Viridiplantae, Streptophyta, Bryopsida, Funariales, Funariaceae. The record is from RefSeq and is a predicted model, not a curated record.